AUGGCCACUGAUACAGAUGCGAGAAAAAGUCCAGAUGCUGCUCAAGGGAGGAUUGCGAUAGAUCACAGUACAGAACAGUGUGGGCAGAGAAGCGUUCACCGCAACGAUCGUUCUCAAAACGACGACGACGAAAACGCCAGCUUAUAUAGCGGCAUAAUACCAACCGGCAGCUUAUUUGGUGCUUCCAGUGGUGCGCAUAUCCUACAUGAAGUUGGAACCGUGACAGGCCCAAGAAGCGCCUUUGCGAAUAAGAGGCAACAAACGAGUCAAACCCUGCCUCAUAACAAGCUGCCCAAGCUUCAGAGACAGGCAUCUCAAAGAGACUAUUCAGAUGUGCAAUUUGUGAUACCCACAAGAAAGGUGGCUGACCAUUUACUGAAUAUCUAUUGGGACUAUGUGGAUAGUGCUUAUCCAUGGCUUGAUCGGUCUUCUAUCGAAAGCGCAUAUGAGACGCUGUGGAUCAAAGACGGACAGCUCUCGAUAAACGAGAGGGCUUUGCAUUGCAUUCUUAAUCUCAUGUUUGCCACAUCUUGUGUCGCAUCCCAGGCACAGCCACCUCUGUCUCGGUAUCAAUCCUCCGUUGAGUUCUUUGAUAGAGCUCAAGAAUUGAUGUCUUACGAAUUAAUGGACAUUUACAACUUCGAAAUCAUUCAGAUCCUGCUGCUCACUGCAGUGUAUCUUCAGCACGAGAAAAUGCCACAGAAAUGUCUACGAAACAUUAGCACAGCAAUUCAUAUAGCGCAGGAACUGGGGUUGCACAUGCCUGAAACCAUUGAGUCUAUCAAUGACUCACGUGAGCGAGGCAUUGCGCGUCAGGUUUGGAAUGGAUGCGUUAUCAUGGACAGAAUUGCUUCCAUGACAUUUGGCUUCGAUCUCAAGAUUCCCCAAUCGGUAGCGAAGAAAGGAUUGAAUUAUUUGGCGCUCAACUCAGUGGAGGUCUCCAGCGGCGCUGGACGCAGAAGUCUUCCUUCCAAGUUGAAUUUCUACGUAUCCUUCUGUCGUCUCCACUACAUCAUAGGAGAGGUGUUGGAAACAUUUUAUUAUUUUGUUGAUUCCGAUAUCGAUCGUGCAGCAAGCAGAAAUAUCGCUGGCGAGAGGCUAGGCUCCUCGCUGUCCUUUGAUAAAUAUGCGAGUCUGUUGAAAAUUGAGUCUGAGUUAUGCAAUUGGGCUCAAAGUCUCCACCCUUUUUUUCAAAUGCCAUCAGAUCUUGAAGACCCAACACCGACGAAACAUAUCACACGUGAAGCAAAUGUCUUACGUGCCCGGCCUUUCCUUCUACAGCUGCAUCACCAAGGAGCGGGCAGCACUCCAGCAUUUGGUCUGUACUCAGAUGACCAAAUCAUGCAACAUGUGAUUUUUCAAUGCCAAGUCCAGUGCACCAAGGCUGCGAGGGAUAUGAUUGAGUUUAUUGUCCGAAAUUUGCCGGAGCAGAAGCAAGCGUAUCUUUUACCAUCGUAUUGGUACACUGUCUCAUAUGUAUACAUGGCUGUGACUAUGCUGUUAGCAGCUCAGAUGUCCCCGCGAAUAGUGGAGACCUUCUCUGCGGCUCAUUUGAAGGAAAUGUUAGAACAAGCGCGGGGGAUCCUCAAAGACUAUGAAAAGCAUACUCCAUUGGCCUCGAGAUGCAGGUCUGUCAUCAAAUUGAUCGAGGAAAAAAUGGAUAUACACGGCCUUGGAACGGAGCAGGUUCUAGGAGAACCUUUAGAGGAGAUCUUGAACCGCGAGGGCACAAUUGAACAAAGGGAAUAUAUGGAAGGAGAAGAACCACAAAAUCUGGCUUGGGUUGAGAACUACGCCUUUGAUUGGAACGAUUGGCCUAUGUUCUUUGCACAGCUAGACGAUGAGCCUUCCCCAACUGUGAGAUUUGAACAGGACACUUAA
Molecule: messenger RNA, 1881 nt
Organism: Penicillium atrosanguineum
Lineage: Eukaryota; Fungi; Ascomycota; Eurotiomycetes; Eurotiales; Aspergillaceae
Product: fungal specific transcription factor domain-containing protein
Exons: 5
Coding region: 1-1881 (626 amino acids)
Biological process (GO): positive regulation of transcription from RNA polymerase II promoter by galactose; DNA-templated transcription
Cellular component (GO): nucleus
Molecular function (GO): DNA-binding transcription factor activity, RNA polymerase II-specific; zinc ion binding; RNA polymerase II cis-regulatory region sequence-specific DNA binding
Source: RefSeq, a predicted model, not a curated record